CUGAUGCUGUUAUUCUCAGCUCAUCUAGCUGAAUGUGUGCCAGAGAAGCCAAAGAGAUCAGCUCUGAACCAGCUGACCAGGACCCUCCUCAGGAAGUACGACUGUGGAGUUCGACCUGUUCACAACUGGACCAGUCUCACCAAGGUCUACAUAGACCUCAUACUACAGUCUGUCCUGGAUGUGGAUGGAAAGACCCAGAGCAUAACUACGAGUAUUUGGUACAGGCAGAUCUGGACAGAUGAGUUCCUGGUUUGGGACCCAGAAGAGUUUGACGGAAUUAACGAGAUCUCACUGUCGUCUGACGCCAUCUGGAUACCUGAUGUUAUCGUGAGCGAAUUCGUGGAUGAGGGGAAGUCCGCACCGAUCCCCUACGUGUACGUCAACUCCUCUGGCUCCGUGAAGAACUACCGGCCCAUGCAGGUGGUGGUGGCCUGCAGCCUGGAGAUGUACGCCUUUCCAUUUGACAAACAGAACUGCAGCCUUACUUUCCGCAGCUGGCUUCACUCAGUGAAGGAAAUAGACCUGGCUCUGUGGAGGAGCGCGGAGGCCAUUGCUAAUGACAAGAGGGAGUUCAUGAAUGAUGGAGAAUGGGAACUGUUGUCCAUUCCUUCCCGCUACUGGCAAAUCCACCAAGACAACAUCAAAUAUGCCCACAUCCAGUUCAAUGUGUUGAUCCGCCGGCGCCCCCUGCUGUACGUAGUGGGACUCCUCAUCCCCAGCAUCUUCCUCAUGCUGGUAGAUGUGAUCAGCUUCUACCUGCCCUUGAACAGCGGUACACGCAUCGGCUUUAAGAUCAGCAUACUGCUGGGAUACACCGUCUUCAGAGUCAACAUGACAGAUGAACUGCCUUCCUCUGCAGUCAGCACUCCACUCAUAGGUGUGUUCUUCGCAGUGUGCAUGGCCAUGCUGAUGCUCAGCCUGAUCAAGUCUAUACUGGUGGUGAAGCUGCUCUGCCACAGUGAGAAAGAGGUCAAGCAAAUGUCAAUAUCUGCCUGCCUGCUGGACAAGUAUGGCUCCGCUGGUCACAACUUCAGCGAGAGCGCCUUGACCUCCAUCAAAACCCUGGACUGCAUCAACCCAUCCGGAGAUUAUGAACUGGAGCCCUCUCUGGAGGAGGAUCUGCUGUCCCUGAAUGAGAUCCAGGAGGCUCCCUCUGGGCUGGAGUGGCUUCUCCAGGAGCUGGCCUUCCUACGCCUGGCUUUAUCCCAGGAUGACACUGAGUCUUCAGCUCAGGAUGAAUGGCUGGCCCUCUGCUCUAAGCUCGACAUCUUCUUGUUCCGCUUCUACCUGUUUGUUCUGGUCUUGUAUGCCGGUACUCUGCUGUCGCUCUGGGCCAGAUGGAGCUUUGCCUGACCACACAAUUAGAGUCAUAAUGAUUUUUCCAAUAUUGUGAGUGAAAGCUUUUCCCUCUUGUGGUAUUUAACAUAUUUACAUAUGCAUACUGCAUAGAAAUUGGAUAUAAAUAUAUGUAUAGGGAUUGACCGAUCAGGGCUGAAACAGACAAAUAGUAAUCAAGGAAACUGAUAGUCGAUAUUUGGAAGCUAUGUACAUUUGCAGUAAAAUAAAAAUCUUUGUGUCAAAAUUUAGAAUAACCAGUGAUGGGAUAUAACAGACUGCAAUUUACCAAGCUGCUGUGCUGUAUGUUUCUGUGACUUUAUGCUCAGGAUAGUCCUGCAUGAUUAUUAUCUUUUUGUCUGUAGUCACCACACAGUGGUCUCACUUAAUGUACUGCCCACUACUCUAUGUGUCACAAAUAAUAGCCUAUCAAUGCUAAAUUGCAAAUCAGACACAAAAAUCACAGAAAAUGAUAAUCAGGAAACUGCUCAAUAUCGGCCCCAAUAAUCAGUCUCGCUCAUACUAAUGUAUGUAUACUGUAUACUGAGCUUCAAAAAGUGGUCAUAUUUUUUUCCCAAAAAGUCAAAAUUAAAUAGAAUAGAAUACAGGAUUUUUAUAUUGUGUGCUGGUGUGUUAACCAAAGCUUUUAAAGAUAUCAUCACAAAUUUCUCCUUAAGCAUGAACUUUUGCUUACAUUGUAUCAGUCAUUAUAUCACAAAAGUCAAUGGUGCGAUCAGAUGAAUCACUGAAGCUUCAGUAUUAUCUUGCUAAGCUCAUCUUUAUGUAUAUCUCUGUAUCUUAUCUCUUAGUUUAUCGAAUCAAUAAGUUGGAUGAGUUGUUUAUAACCGACACAAAUGAUUGCCAAAACUGCAAAAAUGAAAUCUGAGUCGUCUGAAUCGAGACUUUUCCUUUAAAUGUUCUGUUCUCAUAACCUCGAUACACUGCACCGCCACUGUACAAGGCAACAUCCUAGUCUGUUUGACUGAGACGUCGUUGCAUCGGGUCUAUAAUGUUUUCCCGACAGUGAAGAUUUACUCAGAGAUGUUGUAUAAUAAAGCAGCUCUCUGGAGAAAAUCCUCAGUGCCAGCCUGAUGUUAUGAUAUUGUAUUCAUACUUUAAUCUCCGUCCCACUGCCACAAAAUAGAUCAAUAAAACCCACUCACAGCUCAGCUGCAGUGUCUCCAUUCCCUGUUGGCUUCCUAAUAGUCGUGAUAAGAAUAUCAAAAGUGCGUCAUAGAAAACUUGCUAGCGGAAAGAUCCAUAUUAAUGCAAUUUUCACACUAUCUGCAAACCUCUUCUUCCACUGGAUCUGGUUACAUGGUGUUCUGCCACAGAGCCAAAGAUAAAUGUUUAGUCAGUGCUUUGAUACUGUCUGUGUGAGGUAGUUAAUGGUCGUAUGUUCUGUUCAAGCUUUUUGUUUUCCGAUUGUUGUACAACAUACAUUAUAUAUCAAGAUCGUGUUCUGUUCUCUUGGAGUAAAACAAAUGUCUAUAAAUUGUACUGUGAAGAUAAUAUAUUAUAAAAGUGAA
Messenger RNA from Acanthopagrus latus (yellowfin seabream), 2864 nucleotides. RefSeq names its product 5-hydroxytryptamine (serotonin) receptor 3B (gene htr3b). Gene Ontology annotation, molecular function: extracellular ligand-gated monoatomic ion channel activity; transmembrane signaling receptor activity; neurotransmitter receptor activity. Gene Ontology annotation, biological process: regulation of membrane potential; monoatomic ion transmembrane transport; chemical synaptic transmission. The coding region runs from base 4 to 1353 and encodes 449 amino acids. The record is from RefSeq and is a predicted model, not a curated record. The transcript has 9 exons. NCBI's taxonomy places the organism in Eukaryota, Metazoa, Chordata, Actinopteri, Spariformes, Sparidae. Gene Ontology annotation, cellular component: synapse; postsynaptic membrane; neuron projection.